Molecule: messenger RNA, 2838 nt
Organism: Canariomyces notabilis
Lineage: Eukaryota; Fungi; Ascomycota; Sordariomycetes; Sordariales; Chaetomiaceae
Exons: 3
Coding region: 151-2523 (790 amino acids)
Biological process (GO): regulation of actin filament polymerization
Cellular component (GO): cortical actin cytoskeleton; actin filament; site of polarized growth
Molecular function (GO): actin filament binding
Source: RefSeq, a predicted model, not a curated record
ACGUUCGCUUGCAAGCUCCCUUCCAUGUUCUUGGCUUCCACAUCCGCAGACCUGCUCUACAAAACAUCAACACUGCAACCGCCGCCUUUUCCCCCUUAGAUCACUGCGGGAUAUACAACUUGCAAGGAGCGAUCCAGAGCCACUGGUGCAAUGGCGUCGCUCAAUCUCUCAAUAAACGGGCCAUCGAUCAAGAGCAGCUACCAAGGCGUCAUCAAUGGCCCCGCCCUCUCGUCAACCUCUCCCACAGCGGCCCGCUGGGCUCUUUUUACGGUGCAGGCGCCGCUUAUGAAUGCCUUCCAAAACACGGGUGCAAAGGAGAGCAUUCUGAAGGUCGAGACCACUGGGGAGGGUGAACUCGCUGAGCUCACCGAAGAGUUCAACGAAGGCCGCAUUCAGUUCGCUUUCGUCAGAGUCAAGGACCCAAAUACCGGUCUUCCCAAGAACGUUCUCAUCGCUUGGUGCGGCGGCGGUGUUCCUGAGCGUACCAAGGGGUACUUUACCAGCCAUACUGCGGCAGUUUCCAAGGUGCUUCAUGGCUAUCACGUUCAAAUUACAGCGCGCUCCGAUGCCGAUCUUGCCCCCGAAGAUAUUGUGCGAAAGGUUGCCGAUGCGUCAGGAGCCAAGUAUACAGCUGGGGGUUCUGCCCCCACGCCCACAGCGGCGCCACCCCUGGUCGCCAAGAAGCCCGUCUUCACUCCAACAACGUCUAGCUCCGGGAGCUCCUUCAACCCAAUUGUUGCCGCCCGCACUCGGAGACAAGACAAUGUUGACGAGGACGGCUGGGGUGCGGAUGCACCCCCCGUUACGCGCACUGAGCUUGAGAAGGUUGCGCCAGCAUACAAGCCCACAAAGGUUGAUAUUGCGAGCUUGAGGAAGAACAAUGAUGACUCAAGAUACAACGGGACAUCCAAACCAGACGACCGGCCGAGCGAUGUUGUCAAAGGCGGGUAUCAGCCAGUGGGCCAGGUGGAUAUUGCUGCCCUCAGGGCGCAGGCCAAGGAGGAUGAACGCCCGACUGUGGUAAAAGGCGCCUACGAGCCUGUGGGCAAGGUGGAUAUUGCCGCCAUCCGGGCAAGAGCGCAGCGCCCGGCCGAGCCCAAGGAGGAGGAAGCAGCAGCAGCACCAAAGAGCCUCGCAGAGCGCAGUGCAGCCUUCACCCAGUCGGAGCGUCUCACGGAGCUCCCCAAGCCAAAGGUUGCAAAAAAGUUUGGCGCUACUCCCUUCACUGGAACAAAAGCCCCCACGCCUGUUGGGCUCGGUUUUGGUGUUCCGUCAACCCCGGCACCACCGCCGGUUGGCUCCGCCAGCAGGACGUUUGCUGACCAAGGCGGCAAGACUCCAGCUCAGCUGUGGGCUGAAAAGAAAGCGAAACAGGGCGGUGCCACUAGCACUCCUGCGUCGCCCCCAGUAGCGUCACCUGUCACAGCCCAAAAAAGUGGUAGUGAGUGGAAGAGCGGCUACUCGGGCAAGAGCUGGGCUCCCGUACAGACGCCUGCUUUUGGCCGGGGAGGCGUGGAGGCGCAGAAGACAGGGGCAACUGAGCGGUCUGAACCCGAGCCCGAACCCGAACAGCAGUCGGCCGGUUCGGGAGGUGUCUCAGCUCUCCGCGACCGAUUCAAGGGCGCAACGCCCAUGGGCAGCACCGCUCGGUCCGCCCCUGAAGCCCCUGCCCACAGUGAGCGGGAGCAAUCCCCGCCGUCCCCGCCGAUGGGUAGCCGGCCCGCUGGUGGUUUUGCCCUCCCUGGUCUCCCGUCUCGACCGGCUGCCACCAACCAGGAAGAGGAAGAGGAAGAAGCAGAGGAGCCGCCUGUCGUUCCAUCCCGCAACUACGAGGAGCGCGAGUCGUCUCCCAUUCGUGUUGCAGUGCCAGUUGCCCGCAGCACGGUGCCCGAAAUCGAGCCCGCAGCCGAGAAGCUACCACUCAGGCCGGUGCCGGUUCCGGAGGAGCUGCCGAGGGAAGAGGAGCUCCCCGCUGAGCGAGAGGCUCAUGAUCCAAGGGCUGCUGCUGCCGCCGUCGCGGCGGUUGCCAGCGAAGCCGUCGGUCACGGUACGGAUCAGGGAGCCGGCGCGAGCGGUGGUUUGAAGGCCUUGGUUCAAUACGAUUACGAAAAGGCCGAAGACAACGAGAUUGAGCUCCGCGAGGGUGAAUACGUCACAAACAUUGAGAUGGUGGACGAAGACUGGUGGAUGGGAACCAACGCGCGGGGCGAGAGCGGUCUUUUCCCGAGCAACUACGUCGAAGUGGUCAGUGAAGACGAUGACGCAGCGGCUCCGGCCGCCAGCCAUGAGCCCCCGCCGCCUGCGCCCGCGCCGGAAUCGCAUGCUGAGCCCGAACCAGCGGCAGCGGGCGGGGCCACGGCGACUGCGCAGUUUGACUACGAAGCUGCAGAGGACAAUGAACUGAGCUUCCCCGAGGGCGCCAAGAUCACGAACUUGGAGUUCCCGGACGAGGACUGGUGGUUUGGUCAUUACAACGGCGCGUCCGGUCUGUUCCCGGCCAAUUAUGUCCAGCUUGACUCGUAGGUUGUAUGACAGCCGUGUUCGGUGAUGGAUAGCUAGCCUGGGUGGUUGUUGGUGGGUGGUGGAGUAGAUUGAUGGCAUUGGCCAGACUUAGCAGUUGCUUCUUAUCGGUAGUCCAACGAGGAAAAUGGAAAAGACUGGCGGUUUACCGAGUAGAUUUCCUGUCCUGCUGUGUGCAUUACGAGGGAAGUAAAGUAGCGUAAGGGGGCAGCGAUGAUGUUGUCUGUGUUGAUGGGUGGGCAAUCCAAUACCUUGGGCUGAUGGAGAUGUAUUGUACAGUGCUACGAGGUAAGUCAAGGAGUCAAGCUACCUUGCAUU